Molecule: messenger RNA, 1651 nt
Organism: Alnus glutinosa
Lineage: Eukaryota; Viridiplantae; Streptophyta; Magnoliopsida; Fagales; Betulaceae
Product: serine carboxypeptidase-like 13
Exons: 14
Coding region: 55-1476 (473 amino acids)
Biological process (GO): proteolysis; secondary metabolic process
Molecular function (GO): acyltransferase activity, transferring groups other than amino-acyl groups; serine-type carboxypeptidase activity
Source: RefSeq, a predicted model, not a curated record
ACCACAUUAUGUGUCGACAAGUCUUUUCCGACUAUUCACGCACCAGAUCAAGCGAUGUCCAACUCAAGUGGUUUCCCUCCUAGCCAUUAUUUGCACUUCAUAUUCCUCGUGCUUCUUUUCGCAGGAAGUGCCUUGUCAAGCGCAGUUGUCAAGACUCUACCGGGGUAUGAUGGUGAACUCCCAUUCACGCUUGAAACUGGAUAUAUUGGUGUAGGUGACAGCGAAGAUGUGCAACUAUUUUACUAUUUCGUUGAGUCUCAGAGGAGCCCUGCGCAGGACCCUGUUUUGCUUUGGCUCACCGGAGGCCCUGGCUGUUCAACUCUCUUGGCAUUCUUUUAUGAGAGUGGGCCUUUGGCUUUCACCUAUUCUGAUUAUAAUGGGAGCUUGCCGUCCCUUCAUGUGAACCCAUACACAUGGACAAAGGGCCUCAACAUAAUAUAUGUGGAUGCACCUGUUGGCACGGGAUUCUCUUACUCAAACACUUCAGAAGGCUACUACAGUGGGGACAUAGAAUCAGCAGUGCUCACCUAUGAGUUUCUGAGGAAGUGGAUGGUGGAGCACCCGGGAUUCAAGUCAAAUCAACUUUACAUAGGUGGUGAUUCGUAUUCGGGCAUAACUGUCCCAUUGAUUAUUCAAGAAAUAUUAGAAGGCAAUGAUGUUAAAGACAAUCCACGCAUGAAUCUGAAAGGCUAUGUGCUUGGGAACCCAAAGACGGAUACUUUUCUUGAUACUAAUGCAAGAAUUCCUUACGCUUACCACCUCGGUCUUAUUCCAAAAGAACUCUAUGAGACCGCAAAUGAAAGCUGCAAUGGAGACUUUGUGAAUGUGGAUUCAACCAAUGAAGAAUGUGAGACGGCUCUUCAAACCAUUGAAGUGUUGAUCCUUGAGAUUAAUAUGCAACAAGUUCUGGAACCUUCAUGCUCAAUGACAUCCCGGGAACCAAGUUCAUUGAAAAGGAAUCGACGAUCUCUAAGAGAGCAGUACAAAUCUCUUCUCCUUUCACAGCCUGAAGGUCCUGCAUUUUGGUGCCGGAAUUAUCAACUCGUGCUAUGUGGCAUCUGGGCAAACGACAAGACUGUCCGAGAAGCUCUUCAAAUUCGAGAGGAAACAAAGAGCAAAUGGAAGAUGUGCAACAGCAGCUUAUCUUACACACAGGAGCUCUCAAGUGUCAUUAACUAUCACCGAAAUUUCACUCAGGCAGACUUAAGAGCUUUGAUAUACAGUGGUGAUCAUGACAUGUCUAUUCCACACACUGCCACCCGUGGAUGGAUAAGAUCUUUUAAUAUGACACUUAUGGAUGCGUGGCGACCAUGGUACGUCGAUGCUCAAGUUGCAGGAUACACAGAGGAGUAUUCAGAAAAUGACUAUGUUCUGACUUUCGCCACCAUAAAGGGAGCAGGUCACAUAGCUGCAGUGUACAAGCAGAAGCAAAGUGCCGCCAUGCUUGAUAGAUGGUUUGCUUAUUACCCUCUCUAGUUUGCUCGGAGUUGCAACAUCAAUGACCGAACGCCUGUCUGCUUUCUGAUCCUCCCUCAUGUGAGGUUUUCAUCCAUGUUUUAUGUUUAUAUAUCUCCCAGAAUUUAGAGAUGGCCUCCCUUAUUUUUGCAAAUCCCUAUUGUAAUUUUAUGCCUACCAUCAUGUGACAUUGUGA